AUGAGCCCGUCUACGGCUCGAAAGAGGCAUCAGCAGGAGCCUCCUGUUCCCCCAGUUUCACCUUCUCUACCCCCAUGCCGCCUCUCGCAGCAUCCUGACACAGAAAGCCCUCUUAAUUCGCUGCAUCAACGGCCAUCGGAUUCCCCGAUUCCAGAUAAAAAAGGCCGCAGUUCUGGGAGGCGCUUUGCAUCGUUGCAGCGGCUUUGCGACUGCUGUGUCUCCCCCAAAAGACAGAGGGGCCCCAGGCGACCGCGACACAACUUACGCAUUACAUCAGCAGCAGCAGGAGCAGCAUCCACGGAUACGCCUGGUGAAGGCGGACGAAUCCGACACUUCAACCCGUUAUGCAGCGGCAACAGCACAGCAAGGACACGACGCCGGAAAUGCUCAGGAGCACCAGAAAAAGUAGCACCAGCAUUAGAAGCGGCAUCGCCUGCAGUAACAGCAGCAGAGAAUCGCCAUGCCACCAGUGUUUGCUGCAGCAGCGGAUGCGAGACUGAAACCAUGUUAUCGACGUCCGCCUCAGGCAGGGAUGAACCCGCUGGAGGCUGCUUCUCUCCUUGUCCGGCAAAAAGGAAAUCAAAGCAGGCGCCACCUGCAACGGCCGCUUUUGCUGCUGCAGUACAGUCGGUUACGGCAGCAUCAACCGGUGCAGCACGAAGUGGAUUACUUGACGUCUCAGCUCGUGGUUCUGAGGAGCUAAACGCUCUUCAGUCCCCGUUGGUGCAACAACUGCAACAGCGGCAGCAGCACCAACGGGCCGGUAACGUUGGCAUAUUUUACAAUCCUAGCGCUGGCCAGCAGGCAGCAGGAACCUUUUGUAAGGCGGCGGCAGGGGUCUCAGCAGUAGCAGCAGCAGGCUCUUCCGCUGUUGCGUGCGAAUGUGUCAGGCACAGGGCAGCCCAGACUGCAGCAGUGCUUCAUAGCUGGUCUCCCAGAACUCUUUUGCCUGAACGGGUGGCAUCAGCACCAGCAACAACUGCAGCAACAGUAGCAGCCAUUCCUCCAGCAGUAGAAGCAAGGGCAGGCAGCGCCAAGCUCAUUCCUGCCUGUUCCGGAGACGAGCCAACUGCAGCAGCAGCAGCAGCAGAGGCGUCUCGUGAAGCAUUUUUGCGUGAGGAGAUGCUCAACCUUGCUGAGAGCCGAUACACUGCUGUGUUUGUUCCUGUGGACAAACAGCUGCUGGAGCAAAUGAAUGAUGAGUUCAUUAGAUCCGAUAUCAGUAGAUAUCCUGUCAAGAACACACCCUCUGGCAUUGUAUUUUACUCUCCGCGAUACUCCGACGACCGCUUCAUCUACCGUCAUGUCCUCCUUUCAGCGGGAGUUAAAAAGGCUGCAGAAGAGAUUGCGAAUGCAACAAAGAGUGCGUUCCUGACAGAGGGCCAGUUCAUCUAUCAACUUGGUAUUCAUUUAUCUCCGGGGUGGGAACACUUCAUGAUUUUUAAAGGAGAGAUGCGGGAGUUGAUUUUGAGGAGGCCUCAACAGCAACAGGAUUCCCAACACAGUCAAAGCCAAGCAAACAGUGACGAGGUGUCCGAAGAGAGCGACGAUUCUGAACCAGAAGAAACAGAAACGACCUCUGCUAGAGAGUCCCAAGCACCGCCUCCUCGGCAUCAAGACAUAGGGCGGUUGCUGCAGCAAAUCGCUGAAAUUGCGACAAUUCAUCAAGUCAGGCAGCAAAAGAAUUUGCUGCAACAGCAAAUGGCAAUUGCCCGGGCUGUUGAGAAGGCAAAUAGGCUGCUGCUCCUGAUAGUGCAGCUGCAGCGGCCCCCGCAACAAAUUCCACCAAAGAUGUAUGAUAGAGUGAAGUGCCUCCUGGCAAGUUAUUUUUUUAGUUCCUUGUCUCAUUUUUCUGCUAAGGAAGAACAGCAACAAUCAUCAACGGCAAGGAAGUACUUACUGCAAAACAGCAGUAUCGGAAAGCAGGGCCAGUUGCUCCUGCUGCUGCUGCAGUGCGUUGCUGCCUCAAGGCAGCACCAGCAAACUUCAGAAACAAUGGAGUUACUGCUCCUGCAUCACAAGUUACUGCUACAGCACCGAGGCUUCAUGCAACAGGCAGUACCUCGGAUCUCCAUGCGAGGAGUGGAAAUGCACCAACAAAUCCUAGCACCUUCGUGCGCCAUAGAAGCCCCGCGCGAGCUACAGGAGAACCAGUGGGCGCAACAGGAAGACCAGCAACAAGGCCGACAGCGGCAGGAAGGCCAGCAUCUAACUCGACAAAACGACGGUCAAGAUGACUGCAGACAUCGCCUCUUCCCCUUGCCACCCCACAAACGGGCAGCCUGCUUGCGCAGCAGCAGGGAAAACGACAGCCCGGUUGUUGCACUGCAGCUGCGACUGCUGACGAUGGUGCGGCUGGUUCUGAAAAUGCUGUUGCUGCCCCUGCUAAUGCUGCUCUACCUAGAGGCCCUGCAGCCAAAGGAAAAGUUACCAACCUACCAGCUGCCGCUACAGGCGUUAGCAGCCCCACCUCACAACGCAAAGAGAAAAGACGACGCUAUCCUCUGA
Molecule: messenger RNA, 2508 nt
Organism: Eimeria acervulina
Lineage: Eukaryota; Apicomplexa; Conoidasida; Eucoccidiorida; Eimeriidae
Product: cyclin-dependent kinase, putative
Exons: 6
Coding region: 1-2508 (835 amino acids)
Molecular function (GO): cyclin-dependent protein serine/threonine kinase regulator activity
Source: RefSeq, a predicted model, not a curated record